Messenger RNA from Vespula pensylvanica (western yellowjacket), 3448 nucleotides. RefSeq names its product circadian locomoter output cycles protein kaput (gene Clk). The transcript has 12 exons. Lineage: Eukaryota; Metazoa; Arthropoda; Insecta; Hymenoptera; Vespidae. The record is from RefSeq and is a predicted model, not a curated record. Gene Ontology annotation, molecular function: RNA polymerase II cis-regulatory region sequence-specific DNA binding; protein dimerization activity; DNA-binding transcription factor activity, RNA polymerase II-specific. The coding region runs from base 706 to 3045 and encodes 779 amino acids. Gene Ontology annotation, cellular component: cytoplasm; CLOCK-BMAL transcription complex; nucleus. Gene Ontology annotation, biological process: regulation of transcription by RNA polymerase II; circadian regulation of gene expression.
GAGAGAGAGAGAGAGAGGGAGAGAAAGAGAGAAAAAGAGAGAGAGAGAGAGAGAGAGAGAGAAAGAGAGACAGACACAGAGAGAAAAAGAAAUCAGACGGAGAAAGAAGUAGAGAAGGUUGAAAGCAUAGAGUAUACUCGUUGCUAUAUAGCCGAGGAAGGGUGAAAAGGAGGUAGGUGCGCGUUCGCGCGUCGAAAAAUGUGGCGGUGCUGCCGGUGGAGGAGCCGCCACCUCGAAGAAGAGAACGAACCGAGGAGGAAAGGAACGACGACAACGAAGUCAACGAGAACAAAAUCAACGACGACGACAACGACGACAAGAACGACGAGGACGACGACGAGGACGACGAUAGCUGGUACAACGGGAACGGUUAGCAGGAGGAGAAGGAGGAGAAGAAGUUGGAUUUCGAGGAUCGAACGAAAAAAUUUCAGAGAAAGAGGCUGCCAGUAUAUUCUUCUACAAAGAGAAACCAUAAUUCUCCUACGUUAGAAAACGUAUCGGCUCAGACUUGUCGUCAUAAUCAUCAUAAUCGUCAUCAUUUUUAUCGUCAUCAUUAUCAUUCUAUAAUCGGCUAAAUCAACGAAAGACCUACCAGAGAAGAAAGCUUUCAAAGUGCGCAAGUUCCUUGUUGUUGCAAGACGCAACAAUUUUUUUUUUUCUUCGACACCACCCCCUCCACGCUCUUCGCUACCACCCCUUUUAUGUAUGGCGAGUUAUACGCGGGAACGUUCAUCCAGACAAUCCGAUGAUACCAUGGACGAUGAUAUCGAUGACAAGGAUGAUACGAAACGAAAGUCACGUAAUCUUAGCGAGAAAAAACGCCGAGAUCAAUUCAACAUGUUGGUGAGCGAGCUUGGAAGCAUGGUGAGCUCAAAUACACGAAAAAUGGAUAAGUCCACGGUGUUGAAGUCCACUAUCUUAUUUUUGAAGAAUCAUAAUGAAGUAGCAGUUAGAUCUAGAGUACAUGAAAUACAAGAGGAUUGGAAGCCAUCAUUUUUAUCUAAUGAAGAAUUUACUCAUCUAAUAUUAGAGGCAUUAGACGGAUUCAUAAUGAUAUUUUCAUCUAAUGGACGUAUUUAUUACGUUUCCGAAAGUGUCACAUCUCUUCUCGGUUAUUUACCAAGUGAAUUAGAAAAUACGACUAUAUACGAUAUAGCUUAUCAAGAGGAUCAAUCUCAUCUUUAUAACGUUCUCCUCAAUCCUGAUAGUAUCAGAGAUCGACGUACCGUUAAGAAAGAGGAUCAAGUAUCGUUUACGUGUCAUAUCAAAAGAGGUGGAUUUGAUUUUCAAGAGGAUCCGAUAUACGAGCUCGUUCAAUUUAUUGGAUAUUUUCGUACCGACGUGGAUACCAACAUGGACAAUUUACUUCCUAAUACAAGGUUUAACAACAUGUGUGGAUCAGAUACCAAAAUGGUUUUUGUUGGAACAGGCCGACUUCAGACACCGCAGUUGAUACGAGAAAUGUCGGUCAUGGACAGUACCAAAUCAGAAUUCACUUCUCGGCACAGUCUUGAAUGGAAGUUUUUGUUUCUAGAUCAUAGGGCACCACCGAUUAUCGGAUAUCUACCUUUCGAAGUUUUAGGUACAUCCGGCUACGAUUAUUAUCACGUUGAUGAUUUGGAUAAAGUCGUCACUUGUCAUGAAUCUCUGAUGCAGAAGGGCGAGGGUACCUCUUGUCACUAUAGAUUCCUAACUAAAGGCCAACAAUGGAUAUGGUUACAAACUAGAUUCUUCAUAACUUAUAACCAAUGGAAUUCAAAGCCAGAAUUCAUUGUUUGUACUCAUCACGUUGUAAGUUAUGUAGACGUGAUGAAGGAAAUGCGCAAAGAUACUGGAACAACAAAUUUCAAUAAAACGCAUACCCAAGACAUAGUUCUAAUGCCAUUGAAACAGCAACAGGUAAGCACUACUUGUCAAAUACCUAUGACACAAUGGCCAACAAAAUUAUCGAAAAAUUCAAAAACGAUCAGAGGUGGAUCAGACACAUCUUCCAUAUCGACAUCCUUACGAAGUUCGCCACAUUCGCAAAUAACUAGGCACGAUUCGAGAACGAAAACAGCAUCUGUCAGUAGUUCGGUUGCCUCUCAACCAAUCCCAAUGGAAGGUUGUCAACAACAACCGCAGCAACCACAGCAAUCGCAGCAACAGCAACCACAACCACAACCACAACCACAACCACAACAACAACAACAGCAACAUCAAUUGGGAGAUGAUCAAUCUUGUAUAAAUUUUAUCGAACCAACGCAAUAUGCCAUGGUUAAUCUUCAACCUGUUGUAACAGCUGGCUUUGCUACACCUUCAGCAUCUUUAAUAUCCACUUUACCUACGCACGAGAUGCUUCAUCAACAAGGCAUCGUAAUGACGCCCGCUCAAAAUCAAAUACAGGACGAGUUACAACGUAAACACGAGGAAUUGCAACAGCUAAUUGUUCAUCAACAGGAAGAGUUGAGAAGAGUCUCCGAACAAUUGUUCAUCGCCAGAUACGGGAUAUUGUCGCCUCUACUUAACUCGGGAAUAUCGUACAAUGCGACGAACACGUGCCAACAAACGAAUCGGUGCAACACAAACGCAAACGUCCAAUUACCUACAUCGACGAGCGUUCAAGGUGUAAAUAUGUUGUCGUUGCCGAUCACCGUGCCAGUACCUAUAGUGCCAACGGAAUUAUUUCCACAUGCCUUACCGGUUAGUCCUGUAUCACCAACGGUUUCCGGAGUGGCUCAUGUUAGCGUUAAUACGAUGAUACAAACGCAGCAACCUCAACAACAACAACAACAACAACAACAACAAUCGCAACAAUCUCAACAGCAACCUCAACAGCAACAACUUCAACAACAUCAGCAACAGCAACAGCAACAGCAACAACAACAGCAGCAACAACAGCAACAGCAACAACAGCAUCAACAACAACAACAGGGUCCAUCCACUCAACAAAAUGGAAAUCCGGCAGAGCUCGUGCCUUUUCAAAUAUGUCCGCCGCAAACCGAUAUACUUUACGGUAAUAUCGAAGUGCCAGGUGCUCAACAACAGAGAUCGACAAAAAACUGAUCCCCGUUGGUUCGAGUGAAUAUUUUUAAAAGAAUACUAUAGUAUUUAGGUUAGAGUUUUGUGACAAGACUCCGACUUUCUUGGAGAGGAUUAGAAAUCAAGUAUUCUAAUGAAGGAUCUGAUUCCGUGUGAAAAGUACAAAAGGUUUAUUAAUUAUUAGAGUCGGUGGUGAGAGGCUUAAUUGCUCCUAACAAAUGUUAGAUUAUAAGUCCGUCGAAAAUCUUGACAUUAUUAUAUUCUUAAGAGAGAGGAGGAGGAGGAGGAGAGAGAGAGAGAGAGAGAGAGAGGGAGGGAGAGAAAGAGAAAGAGAGAGAGAGAGAGGAAGAGAAAAAAUCAUACACUAAAACAAAUACGAUAUACAACGACAUACGAUGAAUACAAAUCACCCACAUUUUCGGGAAGA